GACCCGCGGGUGUCCGAAGCGGCGGCAUGGCGGGGCGGCGGGUGAACGUGAACGUGGGCGUGCUGGGCCACAUCGACAGCGGCAAGACGGCGCUGGCGCGCGCGCUGAGCACCACGGCCUCCACCGCCGCCUUCGACAAGCAGCCGCAGAGCCGGGAGCGCGGCAUCACGCUCGACCUGGGCUUCUCCUGCUUCUGCGUGCCGCUGCCCGCGCGCCUGCGGUCGGCCCUGCCCGCGCCCGACGCGGCGGCCGAGCCCGGGGAGCCGCUGCUGCAGGUCACGCUGGUCGACUGUCCCGGGCACGCCUCCCUCAUCCGGACCAUCAUCGGCGGCGCCCAGAUCAUUGAUCUGAUGCUGUUGGUCAUCGAUGUCACCAAGGGCAUGCAGACCCAGUCGGCGGAAUGCCUGGUCAUCGGCCAGAUCGCCUGCCAGAGGCUGGUCGUCGUGCUCAACAAAACGGACCUCCUGGCCGAAGACAAGAGACAGGCGGCCAUUGAGAAGAUGACCAGGAAAAUGCGCAAGACGCUGGAGAACACCAAGUUCCGAGGCGCACCGAUCGUGCCCGUGGCAGCCAAGCCCGGGGGGCCCGACGCCCCCGAAUCCGAAGCUCCGCAGGGCAUUUCGGAGCUCAUCGAGCUCCUGACGUCCCAGAUCUCCGUCCCGGCGAGGGACCCCUCGGGCCCGUUCCUCAUGUCCGUGGACCACUGUUUCUCCAUCAGAGGCCAAGGCACCGUGAUGACGGGGACCAUCCUGUCGGGCUCCAUCAGCCUCGGCGACAGCGUGGAGAUUCCCGCCCUCAAGGUGGUGAAGAAGGUCAAGUCCAUGCAGUCCUUCCACACGCCGGUCACCGCCGCCACGCAGGGGGACCGGCUGGGCAUCUGCGUGACCCAGUUCGACCCCAAGCUGCUGGAGCGCGGCCUCGCGUGCUCCCCGGGGACCCUGCACACCGUCCACGCCGCCCUCGUCUCUGUGGAGAAGAUCCCGUACUUCCGGGGUCCCCUGCAGACCAAGGCCAAGUUCCACGUCACCGUGGGCCACGACACGGUCAUGGGCCGGGUCAUGUUCUUCGGGCCGGCCCCCGACGGUGCGGACGGCGAGGCCGCGCCGGACGCCUUCGACUUCUCCCGGGAAUACCUGUUCCAGGAGCAGUACCUGUGCAAGGACCCGGCGCCCGCGGGGACGGGCGGGGACACGGGGGACACGAAGGCGGGCCCGGCCGCGGAGGGCGGCUGUCCCCGGCAGCAGUGGGCGCUGCUGGAGUUCGAGAGGCCCGUGACCUGCCCGCGGCGCUGCCUGGUCAUCGGCUCGAGGCUGGACGCGGACGUCCACGCCAGCGCCUGUCGCCUGGCCUUCCACGGCGUCCUGCUGCACGGGCUGGAGGACAGGGGCUACGCCGAGACCUGCCUGCCGUCCCUGAAGGUGUUCAAGAUGAAGCACCGGCACGGCGUCGUGGAGCGGGCGAUGGACGACCACAGCGUGAUCGGCCGCUCGCUGUUCAAGAAGGAGACCAACAUCCAGCUGUUCGUGGGGCUCCGAGUGCGACUGUCCACCGGCGAGCUGGGCGUCAUCGACAGCGCCUUCGGCCAGAGCGGCAAGUUCAAAGUCCUCGUCCCCGGUGGCCUCAGCCCCGAGUCCAGGAGGAUCCUGACGCCCGCCCUCAAGAAACGGGGCCGCGGGGGCCGCGGGGAGGCGGCCGGGCCGGAGGAGGGUGCCGAGCGCGCGGAGGCCACCCAGCACGUGACACUCAGCCUGUCUUUCAAGCGUUACGUCUUUGACCCCCACAAGCGCAUGGUCCAGUCCCCCUGAGACCCGGCGACCUCCUCGGGGGGCCUCCUCGCCCCGGCCCGGCCCGGCCCGGGCUGCUGCGCCACAGGCCCGGUGAGAAGCAGGGGACGGGGCCAGGCGGGGGGGAGGGGGAUGUCACCAGGACCGGGAGGCUCUGUCCCUCUCUCCACCCCGGGGCAGCCACCAGGAAAGGGCGGUGGCCGGGGGACCUGGUGCCGGCGUCUGCCACUCGGCCCCGGCCUCUGGCCGUCUGUGGGCCUCACCUCUCCCCACCCCUGUCCCCCAGGCCUCGA
This is a messenger RNA of Propithecus coquereli (Coquerel's sifaka), 2077 nucleotides long. It is a transcript of the gene EEFSEC, whose product is annotated as eukaryotic elongation factor, selenocysteine-tRNA-specific. Gene Ontology annotation, biological process: selenocysteine incorporation. The transcript is spliced from 7 exons. NCBI's taxonomy places the organism in Eukaryota, Metazoa, Chordata, Mammalia, Primates, Indriidae. Gene Ontology annotation, molecular function: GTP binding; GTPase activity; translation elongation factor activity. The record is from RefSeq and is a predicted model, not a curated record. Bases 27 to 1805 code for a protein of 592 amino acids.